UCAGUAAACAUAUUGAUAAACUAUACAGCUGUAAAUACUUUCCAGAAAUGUGUCUUUAAUUCAACGAAUUCAGGCUCCAUUGACUGAAUUACAGAAACUAGCCCGUAGUAUGGACCUGCUGUGUGUCCACCACACUUAGCCCAUCAUUUUUACAUUUCAUAGUAAUAUUUGGACUCGAUAGAGCAGCAAAGCAUGCGGGCAGCUAUUUGUCUGCACUGAGUAGGAGCUGUUCAAAGGCAUUCUGUUUCCUCAGGUAGACCCGUCCCUCUGUCCCUCCUCGGGACUCCUCCCCUGCAUAUAUAGUCCUCCCCUCCUGCUCUGCCUCAGACCAACGUUUAGAGCUGAGUGCGAGGCAGAGUGAGGAGGGAGCCCCAUGCCAGAAAAAGCCAAACAGGGGGAAGGUGUAUCUGUUCCGUCUUUUUACGUGCUUAUAACUCUUGAUUUUCUGCCACCUUUUUUCUCUCUGGUGUGGAUUACUUGAAGCCAACUCGUGAGGAUUAAAAGGAUUCUGUGUUUCUACUGAAAGAUAUGGUGGCUUACGAUGAAGUGGGUAGCUUGGUGCCUAUCAAACGGACUCUGCAAGUGACAGACUGCCAGAACCAGGCCAACAAGGACUUAGAGGAACCCAGCAACAAGCGCGUCCGUUCUCUCGGCAGGGUGACGUCGCUAGCCAACCUCAUUUCUCCGGUAAAGAAUGGGGCCGUCCGGCGCUUCGGCCAAACCAUCCAGGCCUCUUUCCGGGGCGAUGGCAAGUUGCCGGGCGUGCCCCAGAAGCCUUGCAGCAAGGCAGCGGCCCCCACACCACCUAAAAGGAGGAACAGCACCUUAUGGUCCGAGACAUUAGACAUCCACCAGAAAGGAACUUUCUCCACCAAAGAGAUCAAGCGGCAAGAGGCCAUAUUUGAGCUGUUUCGUGGAGAACAGGAUCUGAUUGAGGACCUGCAGCUUGCACGCAAGGCGUACCACGACCCGAUGCUGAAGCUGUCCAUCAUGUCGGAGGAGGAGCUUACUCACAUUUUCGGCAACUUGGAUGCCUACAUCCCACUGCACGAGGACCUUCUGGCGCAGCUCUCCAAAGCCACGGGGCCAGACGGGACCGUGGGCCAGAUUGGGCAAAUUGUUAUUAGCUGGCUGCCCAGGCUCAAUGCCUACAAAGACUACUGCAGUAACCAGCUGGCAGCCAAGGCGCUGCUGGACCAGAAGAAGCAAGACCCACGUGUGCAGGACUUCCUGCAGCGGUGCCUCGAGUCACCGUUUAGUCGGAAACUGGACCUGUGGAGCUUCCUGGACAUUCCCAGAUCCCGCCUGGUCAAGUACCCCCUACUGCUCAAGGAAAUCCUGAGACACACUCCAGCAGAACACCCCGAUGCUGCCAGCCUGCAGGAAGCUAUCACUGUCAUCCAGGGAGUUUUGUCUGGCAUCAACAAGAAGAAGGGGGAGUCCGAGUGCCAGUACUACAUCGACAAGCUGGAGUAUCUGGACGACAGGCAGAGGGACGCUCGCAUCGAACGGUGCAAGAGUCUUCUGUGUCACGGGGAGCUGCGCAACAAGAGCGGCACGAAGCUGCACGUGUUCCUGUUCACCGACCUGCUGAUCCUGACCCGCCCCGUCACCAGGAACGAGCGCCAGUGCUUCCAGGUGUACCGGCAGCCAAUCGCAGUGCAGGAUCUGGUGCUGGAGGACCUGCAAGAUGGCGAUGUCAGAAUGGGCGGCUCUUUCAGAGGAGCCUUCAGCAAUGCAGACAAAGCCAAGAACAUUUUCCGGGUACGUUCCCAAGACCCGAGCCAGGCACAGUCACACACUCUGCAGGUCAACGACGUCUUCCACAAGCAGCAGUGGCUCAACUGCCUCCGUAGUGCCAUUGCCGUCCACCGGCCUCUGAGCGAGCCCUCCAGCCCCAGCCCGCCUACAGGCAGCGUCCGUUCCAAGCGCCGCCCUUCCUCCGUUUCUGCCAUCAUCCACAUGGAGGAAGCAGACGAGAACUACCCGCAGCCAGGCUCUCAGUCGGCCCCCGCCUCACUGUGCAACAGCCCCACCACGGCGUCCCCUUCGCCUCGCUCCCCGUCGUCGUCCACGACGUCCGUGUCAUCGACGUCAUCCUCACCCACGACACAUAAAACCAAAAAGGACAAGAAGGCUCUGUGUUCUUUAGGGAAGAGAAAAGAGACGAUGGUGUGAGGUGGAGCGUUGGUAGAGAACGUGGAUGGACCUCUUUGUUUUUCCUGUACAUAAAACAGCACAGCACAUUUAUGAGUGUCUGCGUGUUAUUACAGCAGUGUUCUGUUACUGUCCUCCUUGGCAGCUAUUUACCUUACUCCUCCAUCCAAGUGCAUCCCAUAGAGACACAGUAUUCUGGAGGGGGGUGCACGUGGUUCAGCUCUAAAAGGGAAGCAUGACAAGAAGUAAACCCACGGUUCACACUCGGUGUGGCCAGUUUGCUGAGUUCUUGAAGAAAGAGUUGGUGCAUCAGAUCCUGUUUACUAUAAAGUUCAUAUUUAAACAUUCUUUUAGACCUUUCUUUGGGGGAUAAUACAUUUUAUAUUUUCAAAUCUAUCCUAGUAUUGUUUUAGGUAUUGUAAAGCAGCAGAGUUUUAGCUGUUAGGGGCAGGUUUUUGAACAUUUGCCGAUGUCAAGGUGAAAGACAAAAAGCCGACCCCUAAAAAGGUGAGGUGUACCACACAAACAGAUUUCUGUCAUAGUUGGGUUUUUAGACUGAGCAGAAGAUGUCUUAUUUUUAUACAUUCCUUAAAUAACAGAUGCUAGAAGCCAGACAUUAUUUUAUUUUAUUUACUACAGAGGCAUUAAUUUAAUUCCAGAACAGAUGAUAUGUCAGCAAAAAACCGUGAUGAACUCAUAUCGCAGACGAGAUGAUGAGUUUUGUUUAAGACAACAUUUUGAACUGAGCCACGUUGGUUUCUUAAAAAGCUGAUGCCUGAGAAUGAGGCGGAUCACUUUUCAGUGUAGGAUCUUGCAUGGAGCUUUAGUUGUGGACGCCGCUUGCACCUGAAGAGGCGGCAUGAUGUAUGCAACUGUCCCGAAGGACGGGACUGAGCGACGAUGAAAGUUGUUGAAGGCAGAAGAGAACAAAGACGAGAACGUUUAGGAAGUGAAACGCUCAGUGUGACAUGUGUAACUCCCGUCAUCUGCUCAGGUGGAUGGGGAAUGUUGCUCAUGGAUGGAAAGAAAUGAAAGGAAACUGUACGUAGGGGAAGGCAGAUGAGGAAGGAUUGGGAAAGUGACUACAGGAUUUGGUUGGUUGUUGAGAUGAAAACGAGUGAAACGGCAAUUUGAUGUAAUUAAAAGAACAAUAAAGAUCUGUGUAAGAUUUGCAACUGAA
Molecule: messenger RNA, 3337 nt
Organism: Haplochromis burtoni (Burton's mouthbrooder)
Lineage: Eukaryota; Metazoa; Chordata; Actinopteri; Cichliformes; Cichlidae
Gene: net1
Product: neuroepithelial cell transforming 1
Exons: 9
Coding region: 529-2178 (549 amino acids)
Biological process (GO): positive regulation of Rho protein signal transduction; intracellular signal transduction
Molecular function (GO): guanyl-nucleotide exchange factor activity
Source: RefSeq, a predicted model, not a curated record